Messenger RNA from Epithele typhae, 894 nucleotides. RefSeq names its product myo-inositol oxygenase. NCBI's taxonomy places the organism in Eukaryota, Fungi, Basidiomycota, Agaricomycetes, Polyporales, Epitheliaceae. Gene Ontology annotation, biological process: inositol catabolic process. Gene Ontology annotation, molecular function: inositol oxygenase activity; iron ion binding. Bases 1 to 894 code for a protein of 297 amino acids. The transcript is spliced from 5 exons. The record is from RefSeq and is a predicted model, not a curated record. Gene Ontology annotation, cellular component: cytoplasm.
AUGCACGUCGUCGACGCCCGCGCUCUCGACACCGUCUCCGAUGCCGUAGAUGAAGUAAACAAGCUCAAGGGCCAGACGAACAAGUGGGAUGAGGCCUCCAAGUUUGAUGCUGAGAAGGACAAGGCUACCUUCCGUCAGUACGAGGAUGCCUGUGACCGCGUCAAGAACUUCUACCUCGAGCAACACGAGAAGCAGACCAUGGAGUACAACCUCCGUGCGCGUGCUGAGUUCAAGAGGAACGUCCGUGCCCGCAUGGGCGUCUGGGAGGCCAUUGAGAAGCUCAACACCCUCAUCGACAACUCCGACCCCGAUACCAGCGUCUCCCAGAUUGAGCACCUCCUCCAGACCGCCGAGGCGAUCCGCCGUGACGGCAAGCCCGAGUGGAUGCAGGUCGCGGGGCUCGUGCACGACCUCGGAAAGCUUCUCUGCUUCUUCGGCGCCGACGGCCAGUGGGACGUCGUCGGUGACACCUUCGUCGUCGGCUGCAAGUUCUCAGACAAGAUCAUCUACCCCGACACCUUCGCCGGCAACCCGGACUCGCAGGACCCGGUCUACUCGACCGAGUACGGCGUGUACGAGCCCCACUGCGGGCUCGAGAACGUCAUGCUCUCCUGGGGCCACGACGAGUACCUGUACCACGUCUUCAAGCGGCAGAGCACGCUCCCGAUGGACGCCCUCUACAUGAUCCGCUACCACUCCUUCUACCCGUGGCACCGCGAGGGCGCGUACCAGCACCUCGCGAACGCGAACGACAAGCACGCGCUCGAGGCCGUCCUCGCCUUCAACCCGUACGACCUCUACUCGAAGAGCGACGACCCGGUCGACGUCGAGAAGGUCAAGCCGUACUACCAGGGCCUCAUCGCCAAAUUCUUCCCCGACGUCAUCGAGUGGUGA